CACGCAUGCGCAUUGCGCAUAAGCGUGGGCCGGAGGAGCGAAAGAUGGCGGCGCCUUGCUUUCCUACGCCAUUGUACAGGCAUGUGGGCCGUGGCUCCUUCAGCGACGUGUACGAGCCCGCGGAGGACACAUUCCUGCUGCUGGACGCGCUCGAGGCGGCGGCAGCCGAACUCACGGGAGUGGAAAUAUGCCUUGAAGUAGGGUCAGGGUCUGGAGUGGUAUCUGCAUUCCUAGCCUCUAUGAUAGGUCCUCAAGCUUUGUACAUGUGCACUGAUGUCAACCCUGAGGCAGCAGCAUGUACCCUGGAGACAGCACGCUGUAACAAAGUCCACAUUCAACCAAUAAUUACAGAUUUGGUCAAAGGCUUGCUACCAAGAUUGAAGGAAAAAGUUGAUCUUCUGGUGUUUAAUCCUCCCUAUGUAGUGACUCCACCUGAAGAGGUAAGGAGUCACGGGAUAGAGGCAGCUUGGGCUGGUGGCAGAAAUGGUCGUGAGGUCAUGGACAGAUUGUUUCCACUGGCUCCAGAGCUCCUUUCACCAAGAGGAUUGUUCUAUUUAGUCACCAUUAAAGAAAACAAUCCAGAAGAAAUUUUGAAAAUAAUGAAGACAAAAGGUCUACAGGGGUCCACUGCACUUUCCAGGCAAGCAGGCCAAGAAAUCCUUUCAGUCCUCAAGUUCACCAAGUCCUAAUCUACAGUGUGUGCUACUGAAAGCUGCAUGCAUUUGGCAUAUUUUGAAACAGAAGUCAUUUCUUAGUUAACAAGUAAAGUCAGAAAUUUGUCAUAUAGAAAAAGGCAGAAGAGUAAGGCAUUUCCUUUUACCCAGGAAUCAGGCCUACAGAAAUAUUUGCACAAAUGCAAGUAAAUAUAUAUAUAAUAUAUAUAAUUUGAAUUUUAUAUAUUAUAUAUAUUAUAUGUGGAGAAUAUAUAAUAAAAAAUUAUAUUUGUAUAUGAAGAGGAUGUUCAUUUCUGCAUUACUUGUAAUGGCAGAACAAUGAAGUUAACCUAAAUGUGCAUCAGCAAAGGGACUGGUACAACAAAUUACAGUAUAUUCCUGUUACUGAACAUGAGUGACAUAUCCAGCCAUUAAACACAAGUCGCUUCUUUAUAUACUGAACCAGAAGGGGUUCAUGAUGUACUAUUGAGUAGUGAAAAAAAUCAAGUUGCAAAAUAGUACUAACCUAUAUGUAUAUUUUUGAAAAACUAACAAAGAAAGUUUGUGUGUAUGUGUAUAUAAGAAAUUCUCAAAAUGUAAAUAACGGGUGGGCAUAGAGGAACUUUCAUUCUUUUGUGUUGGCAUUUGUACAAUGAUAGUGUAUUCUGUAAUUAAACACAAUCUUUUAUUUAAAAUGUUUUAAGUUAACCUAUUGUCUCCAUCCUCUUUCUCUUAUUUAGAAUGGCUUCUGCCUCCAUUCUUCUCCUUGGUCACAUUUUUCCUACUUUUUAUCCUCUAUCAUAUAUUUCUGUUUUCUUCUUGCAUAUAUAUUGCAGACUGCUUUCAUUUUUUUCUUAGGUCUGGGAGAGUUAUAUGUAAAUAAACCCAGCACUCAAAUUAAUCACAUUUUUAAGAGCCCACAUGUAUCUUUCAAGAAAUGUCAAAUUACCUUUACUAAAUUUAGGAACCUCUUCUCUUCUGUAACUUCUCCACCAUUUAAAAUAUACAGUUGACCCUCGAACUACAUGGGUUUGAACUGUACGGGUCCACUUAAUACACAGAUCUUUUUCAAUAAAGACAUACUACAGUAGUUCACAAUCAGUGGUUCGUUGAAUCCGUGAAUGCCGUGGAGGGCUUACUGUAGAGUUAUAUGUGGAUUUUUGACUGUGAGGGGGGUCAGCGCCCUAACCCCCGUGUUGUUCAAGGGUCAACUGUAUUUAUCAAAAUCAAUUAGCAAGACUGUGUAGGACCAGAGUGAGAGCAAUCUAUAAUUUUUUAAUUUGGCUACAUUCAGAAUCACCUGAGGAAGUUCAAGAUUAUACAUUCCUAAACCCCACCAUAAACCCAUGGAAUACUCUGCUGACCAGACCUAAAAACUGUAUUUUUAAAAAUGUACUUCUCAACAUUCUUUAAGGCACCCUGUCAAAUUUUAGAACUAUUGCUUUAGAUGGCAUGCUCGUUUAAUCCUUUGGACAAUCCACAGAAAGAAUAGAAUUAUCCACCUUCGAUGUUCAGAAAGGUUAAUUUGUUCAAAGAAACACAGUAGUAAAGAGUGAAAACAGUAUGGCAACAUUUCAAACAGAGAUCUGACUCCAAAAGGUGUCUUUUUCUUUGCUUAUGCUGCUUUCAGCAGCAAAAAUGUCAAAAUUAGUAUUUACUUAAAUCUGAUAUCUGUAAAUAAAUUUCCAUUCCCAGAAACAGUGCCAUCUGAAUGAAGUCUUAUAGUACAUAACCUCUUGUAUCCCAGGAGAAAAAAAAAAAUUAACCUUAGAAUUUUAUUGUGGGCUCUCAGUCAUAGUUUUGGGGAAUGAGGUCCUGAAUACUUUUUCAAAUAAUGUUUGAAAUACUUUUAAAUGAGUAUAGAGGACUUCUAUCAACAUAGGAAACUAAACAUAGAAAUGCUACGUAAAACACCAAGGACUUCACAUACAUAGCUGUUGCAGACUGAAUUGUGUCUCCCCCCCUACCCCAGCCCUGUCACCACCACCAAAUGCAUGUGUUGAAGCCCUAAUCCCCUCUUAACCUCAGAAUAUGACUGUAUUUAGAGCUAGGGCCUUAAGAGAGGUAGUUAAAUAAAAAGGCCAUUAGGGUGGGCCCUAAUCCAAUCUGGUGUUCUUUUUUUUUCUUACUGGGGUAUAGUUAUUUUACCAUGUUGUGUUAGUUUCUACUGUACAGUGAAGUGGAGUUCCCUGUGCUAUACAGCAGGUUCUCAUUAGUUAUCUGUUUUAUACAUAUUAGUGUUAUGUAUGUCAAUCCGAAUUUCCCAAUUCAUCCCACCCCCCUUUCCCCCUUGGUGUCCAUACGUUUGUUCUCUACGUCUGUGUCUCUAUUUCUGCCUUGCAAACCGGUUCAUCUGUACCAUUUUUCUAGAUUCCACAUAUAUGUGUUAAUAUACGAUAUUUUUUUCUUUCUGGCUCACUUCACUCAUAUGACAGUCUCUACGUCCAUCCACGUCUCUACAGAUGACCCAAUUUUGUUCCUUUUUAUGGCUG
This is a messenger RNA of Physeter macrocephalus (sperm whale), 3145 nucleotides long. It is a transcript of the gene HEMK2, whose product is annotated as N-6 adenine-specific DNA methyltransferase 1. Gene Ontology annotation, cellular component: eRF1 methyltransferase complex. Gene Ontology annotation, molecular function: protein methyltransferase activity; nucleic acid binding; S-adenosylmethionine-dependent methyltransferase activity. The coding region runs from base 6 to 689 and encodes 227 amino acids. Gene Ontology annotation, biological process: methylation. The transcript is spliced from 6 exons. The record is from RefSeq and is a predicted model, not a curated record. NCBI's taxonomy places the organism in Eukaryota, Metazoa, Chordata, Mammalia, Artiodactyla, Physeteridae.